Molecule: messenger RNA, 300 nt
Organism: Fusarium verticillioides 7600
Lineage: Eukaryota; Fungi; Ascomycota; Sordariomycetes; Hypocreales; Nectriaceae
Exons: 1
Coding region: 1-300 (99 amino acids)
Source: RefSeq, a predicted model, not a curated record
AUGACUAAAAUCACUUAUACCAAGAUGGUUGUUGUUUUUAAGCAAAAGGUCGAUUCGGAAGUCUGGACAAAUCCCACUCCCGAGGCUUUGAUCAAGGAAUGUCUUGACCCUUACAUGAGACCUUGUACCGACCACGCUACAAAGACCAUCAGGUUUGCUUAUGAGAAAGAGAAUGAUAGCGCAUUGAUGAAGACCGAUAUGUGGCCAACGUUCGGUAGGCCGCAGAUGUUCAAUGAUUGGGAGGUUUCUGACAUAACUGCUUUUCGCAAGAAUGGCAAGACCGAGACCCUCAGCGCUUGA